This is a messenger RNA of Colletes gigas, 2886 nucleotides long. Its product is annotated as histone deacetylase complex subunit SAP130-A-like. Gene Ontology annotation, cellular component: Sin3-type complex. Bases 141 to 2717 code for a protein of 858 amino acids. Gene Ontology annotation, biological process: negative regulation of transcription by RNA polymerase II. NCBI's taxonomy places the organism in Eukaryota, Metazoa, Arthropoda, Insecta, Hymenoptera, Colletidae. The record is from RefSeq and is a predicted model, not a curated record. The transcript has 10 exons.
AGACGGUGCUCUUCUACUUCUAAAAUGUUUUUUUCAAGGAACAUCAAUGAAACAGAAAUAUUUUAGAAAUGCUACAUGUGUAUGUUUAAGUAAAUCGGUAAUGGUCUUACAGUGUUGCAUUUUUAUGAAGAGAAGUAGACAUGAAUACAACGAUAAAUUCAGUCGAAAGUGGCGGUGAUAAACGUGUGCCAGAGACAACCGUGCAAAGUAUAGCACAAAAUUUAACUACGAUACAGAGUAUGCAAAAUGUGCAAAGUGUUGUGCAAAGUAAUAUACAAAGUAUUCAAUCGACGCAAGCUAUAGCAGGAUCUGUUGUAACGCCUACUAAUCUUGUAGGCAAAUCUAUAUCAAUGGAUACAAAUCCAAAAUUGCCGCUAAUGAAACCUGUAGUUCCAUCUGGUACCACGUCGACUUCAGAAACUAAUAAAAUAACUACAACGCUUUGUUCUGUGGGUUCUACAGUGAGGAUAAUAUCUCCAGGUAUGUUAAGUACGGUGGAACGUCAAAAUCAACCGCAAGCUCAGCAACUGUUACAACAGACGCAACAGGUAACAAGUAUGCCAGCAACGUAUCAUGUACCACGAGGACCGGCUGCAGUUGCUAACAUAUCUGCUCCAAGAUCAACUGUGGCUACUCCUAUCGUUAGAGCAAAUACAGGACAAACUGUUCCUACUACAAGGCCAGGAAUAAGUACAACUAUUUCAAAUCCUCAAUGGCAACCUAAAACAACAUCGGUUGUGUACGCACAACCUCAAAGGCAUCCUGUACCUCCAGUUGGUCGAGUUUCAAGACCGCCAUCCACGGUGUACACCAGCCAACAACCUCGUCUAAUUACACCAUCCGGUCAAGGAAGAUCUGUACAAGCGACGAUGGUUGCUGGAGUUCCUGGCACUCCGUCCAGAUUAAUAGCGCCUGUCCUUCAAGCAAACAAUAGUAUUACAAGACUACCAGUCUCGCAAAGUAGGCUACCUACUCCUCAAGUGACAAACGUAUUGCAAACUACACAACCUAGCAGGACUUUGACUCAGACUAUUCAACCUAAUCAAUCAAAUAGACCUCUAAGUAGUGGUACAGGUACCGUAAAUCGUAUAGCUGUAUCAACUCCUGUGAUUGGAACUGCAAAUAGAAUAAGCGGUACAGCUUCGGUAAGUGUUCAGCCAACAGUGGGACGACAAUUAUCGAUUAACACAGUGGCUGGCCCAUCAACUGGUACCGUUAGUCGAAUUGUGAUCCCGUCUCAGCAAGUACAGCAGCAACAACAGCAACAACAACAACAACAGCAGCAGCAGCAACAGCAACAACAACCACCACCACAAACAACACCUCGCGUUGUUCAAACAGUAACCUGUUUAUCAAAUCUGAAUACAGUGUCUCGAGUAAUUACUACAGCGGCAAGUACAUCAAGUGCAACAAGAAUACCACAGCCAGCACCCACCACAGUUGCUAGAAUUACUGGAAUGUCUUUACAUCCGUUACCUUUAACACCCGCGAGAGCUACAUCGGCGUCAGUUAAAACGGUGCAAGCUCAAAACGUCGGAUCAACCGUUCAGAUUAAACCUUCUCAACAAUCUGGACUACGAGUCUCUUCAACCAGUAGUACAAAUAAUAAUUCGAAUACGAUACCUGCUCAAUCGGUUCAAGGGCAAUAUUUGCAUCCGCCACAUACUGCUACGUACUAUUCUUUCGAACCUACAGGAACGUACUCUCAGUAUCGACAAACUCCAGUAAGAUUACUCGUGGAACCAGGAUACGACGAACCGCAUACUAAACUGAAUGCAUCUCCAAGACCAAGUAUACUUAGAAAAAGAGACCAUGACAAUUCACCCGUAAAAGGUGUGGCAAAAAAUUUAGUUCCUGUGCUUGCAUCUUUACCACCUGUUACGACAUCCAGCCCACCUUGUUCGCCAAGAGGUGAUCAAGAUGGUGGAGGUUGUCAAAGUUCUGGAUCUACCACAGUGUCGGCAACAUCAUCGCCAGGGCUCGAUGAAGAACCAGAACAAUCUAGAAUUACUAUAAAUCCAACGGUGGAGAUGUCACCGAGGAAAAAGCCUCGUAAACAGCAACUCACUGGCGUAGAAUUAACAGAAUCAAGAUGUACAGAAGAAGAAAUGCAAUUCAUUACAGAGGAAAGAAUGAAGAAAGAGCUUAAGGAAGAACCGAAAGAAAAAUCGUCCGAUAAAAGACAAAGUUCAAACACGCAACGUGAUAUUAUUAAAUCUCCUACGCAACAACCAAUCGUUGCGAUACGAACGCGACCUACGCCUAGUUUAUUAGGCCCGUCCUGGAAAAACAAAUGGGGCGGUAGACUUCACCAUUACAGAAGACCAAGCGAGGUUCGACCUCGCGAGGAAAGACGGCCCACAGUUGCAGAAAUAGCACAACAGAAACAUGUACUGCAAAAGUUAAAUGGUUGGAAAGUAUAUCAUCUUACCGCGCAAAUGGAAGACAUUGCUGAUCUUGAGAAACAAGUACAUGAAAAGUUAAAAACAACAUUGACGAUGCUCGAAUCCCAACAAAACGUCAAAAAUAGACAAGACGAUGGACUUGAACGUGUAAAUGAAUUAAUCAAAGGAAAUAUGCAACGUAGUAGUUUAAUUAGUGAAGGAAUGAAUGAAGCGCGCACGCAACUUAUUGCUAUAUUUCAACAUAAAGGACCUAUUACAGAUAUUUUACAACGGUGCGGUAACAAACGGGCUCAAAAGAAGCGAGACAAAUGAGUUAGUGUACGCAUUGGAAUAAAAUGAACACGUUUAUAAGGAACCCUUGCUGAAACAAGGUUCGAGAGGGAGUUAUUUUUAUCUGUGUCACAGAAUCUACAUAUAGGAGUAAAAUAAAUGGUUUUAUAAGUCUAUGACACGACUGUCACUAAACAUGUUCAUAAUUUUA